Messenger RNA from Esox lucius (northern pike), 1885 nucleotides. RefSeq names its product aurora kinase A (gene aurka). The transcript has 9 exons. Lineage: Eukaryota; Metazoa; Chordata; Actinopteri; Esociformes; Esocidae. Bases 126 to 1439 code for a protein of 437 amino acids. The record is from RefSeq and is a predicted model, not a curated record. Gene Ontology annotation, cellular component: chromosome passenger complex; spindle microtubule; spindle midzone. Gene Ontology annotation, biological process: protein phosphorylation; regulation of cytokinesis; mitotic spindle organization. Gene Ontology annotation, molecular function: ATP binding; protein kinase activity.
UUUUGAGUUUAUGCUUUUAGCUAAUUAUAUAUUAUUGUCCAGCAGGAAUCUUUCACCCACGACGAGAAGGGCGUUGUUUGUUAUUGAAUCAUUAUAGUUAAGAUUUUUGAAACCAUACUCAUAAUAUGGAUGCUGCCAGACUCAAAAUUACCAAGGACUCAAAACUUCAAAGACCCGUUUCUGAAAACAAGCUUGCCCGUGAUGGACCGAAGCGGAUUCCAGUUUCACAGUCCAGUGGUCACAAGCCUGUAGCCUAUGCCACACCACACCAGCAUGUCCUAGGGCCAUCAAAUGGACCUCAGCGCAUCCUCCGACCUGUAACCCAACAGAAGCUGGUGUCCACAAUCUCGCACACUAAAACCACCCCACAGACCCUGUCUGGUGACCAUAAAGGGGUUCCUGUUCAACCAAAGAGCCAGAAACCUGUUCAUGUCCAUAGCCAGAUGACCAGCCACCCAAAGGUUCAGUCUUCAACCCAGAGCCAGUCAAAGACUCAGACGAAUGCUGCUACUCCUGAGCCAGCCAAGACUACUGAACUGUCUAACUCCAAGCUGGAAAAGCAACAAAAUAGACCUGCAAAGAGUGAAUCAAAUGUGUCUUCUAAAAAACGCUGGGCCCUGGAGAACUUUGACAUUGGUCGUCCCUUGGGAAAGGGUAAGUUUGGCAACGUCUACCUAGCCAGGGAGCGUCAGACCAUGUUCAUCCUUGCCCUAAAGGUGCUCUUCAAGAAGCAGCUGGAGAAGGCCGGAGUAGAGCACCAGCUACGAAGGGAAGUGGAGAUCCAGUCACAUCUUAGGCACCCUAACAUCCUGCGUCUCUAUGGUUACUUCCACGACACUUCCCGUGUUUACCUCAUCUUGGAGUUUGCACCUAAAGGAGAGCUGUACAGUGAGCUGCAACGAUGUGGAAGCUUUGAUGAAAUAAGGAGUGCUACAUACAUAAUGGAGCUGGCGGAUGCCUUGAACUACUGCCAUUCCAAGAAGGUGAUUCACAGGGAUAUCAAGCCUGAGAACCUUCUUCUAGGGGCCAACGGGGAGCUAAAGAUUGCAGACUUUGGCUGGUCGGUGCACACACCCUCCUCAAGGAGGUCAACACUUUGUGGUACACUAGACUACCUUCCUCCGGAGAUGAUUGAGGGGAGAACUCAUGAUGAAAAGGUGGAUUUGUGGAGUCUGGGAGUGCUCUGUUACGAGUUCCUGGUGGGAAGACCUCCAUUUGAGACCAAAAACAAUGAGGACACCUACCGUAAGAUCUCAAGGGUUGAGUACACUUACCCGGCUGACAUGAGCAUCGGUAGCAGAGACCUGAUUGGCAAACUGCUGAAACACAACCCCAUCCAACGGCUCCCUAUCCAGGGUGUUUUGACCCAUCCAUGGGUGGUGGAGAACUCCACCAAAACGCCAACUGCCAUGUCACACAGCCCAGAGCAAAGCAAAUAAAGCCUGGUGUCUUGUAAAAGUUGUUUGUGAGGCAUGCUUGGGCUGCAUGGUGACAUUUUCCCUAUCGUGUACCACUUAAGAUCAAUGGCCAUUAUACCAAAUGGGUAACAUGGCCCUUUCAGCUACCUACUGACCUUGACAUUGUGUCCAGAGUUUAGUUCUGUAGGGGAUGUAACAGGGAAGUCUUUCAGAUGUUUGUUUUAUUCUUAUAAAAUGAACAUGAUUGAUGCUCAACACUUCAUGAUACUGAUGAUUGUACUAUUGUUGACUUAGAUUUCUUCUUUUGCAUGAAUAUUUCAGUCCAUUGGAAUGUCCAAGUACUGUCUGCCGCUUUGACCUUUCUAUGGCAUUUUACCUGUUGUAAAUAUUUUACUUUUGUCUGAAAUAAUGAGAAUUCUAUAAAAUUCACUGUCAUAACUUGAAUUAAUAAAUAUGUUGCAUUUUAA